AUGGCCGCCAUCAAGCGUCUGCUGAAGAAACUGGAGGUGCCGUGCGAAGGGGGGACGAUGCCGAAUCGCUGGAUCAACAAUGACAUCAAGCCGAUUGAGGCGGGCCGGCGGACAUGGGGGUUCUGGACGUUCCACAAUCUGUGGGUGCUGACCAACACGAACAUCUCGACCUACAUGACGGGGAGCUCGCUGAUCGCGCUGGGACUGAGAUGGUGGCAGGCCAUGAUUGUGAUUGUGGUGGGCGCCAUCCUGUCGACGGGGUUUGUGGUGCUGAACUCGAUGCCGGGCGCCUACUACCACCUGGGCUUCCCGAUCGCGAACCGGUACGUGUGGGGCAUGUACGGCAGCUCGUUCGUGGUGUACAACCGCAUCCUGCUGUCGCUGGUGUGGUACGCGGUGCAGGCGUGGAUCGGCGGGCAGUGCGUCUACGUGUGUCUGGAAUCCAUCUGGCCCGACCUCGAGGCGCGCAUCCCCAACCACCUGCACGCGACCGGGCUGACGUCGGCGACGUUCCUGACCUACGUGCUCUUCUGCCUGAUGUCGCUGCCGCUGAUAUGGGUGCGGCCGCACAAGCUGAAACGAUUCCUGGUGGCCGGCGUGGCGUCCAUCUUCGUCUUCGAGCUGGUGCUCCUGAUCUGGGCGCUGGCCACGAUGGACGGGUUCGGGGACACCAUAUCCUCCUCUUCUUCGUCUUCCUCCUCGUCUUCCUCCUCGUCUUCCUCCUCGUCUUCCUCGUCUUCCUCCUCUGGGCACGCCCGCUCCGUCGGCUGGAGCAUGGUGUUCGGCAUCAUCAGCGUCAUCGGCAGCAUCGCCGCCGGCAUCCUCAACCAGAGCGACUAUACGCGAUUUGCGCGGCGGCCGCGCCACGCCAUCUACGGCCAGCUCGCCAGCGUGGCCACCUACUCGAUCCUCAGCUCCGUCGUCGGCAUCCUCGUCACCGCGGCCACGCAGCGGCGCUACGGCCGGCCGAUCUGGAGUCUGCCGGAACUGCUGAUGGCCAUCAUGCACGCCGGCCACGGCCAUGGACGCUCUCGCGCCGCCGGCUUCUUCGCCGGCGCCGCCCUGGUCGUCUCCCAGUGGGGGAUCAAUAUCCCCGGCAACGCCUUGUCCGGCGGCUUCGACUUGGCCACCACCUUUCCCGCCUACAUCAACAUCCGCCGCGGCGCCUACAUGACCGCCCUGCUGUCCAUGGUCGUCAACCCGUGGCAGUUGCUGGCCACGGCUUCCAUCUUCCUCGCCGUCUUGUCGAGUUACUCCGUCUUCCUCGGCCCCAUGAUCGGCCUGAUGAUUGCUUCCUACUACCUGGUCCAUCGAUGCAAGAUCAACGUCGACCAUCUGUAUCGCGGUGACCGCUCCAGUAUCUAUUGGUUCACUGGCGGUGUUAAUUGGCGAGCGCCAGUCGCGUGGUCAUGUGGCGUGUUUCCCUCCAUGCCGGGCUUCGUCGCCGCCGUCUCGCCGUCCAUCACCGUCUCUGUCAGCUGGACGCGCCUCUACGACCUCAGUUUCCUGGUCGGGCUUUCCAUCGCCGCCGUCGUCUUGGUCGUCUUGCAUCAUUUCUUCCCUGCCCCGAGCGUCCGGGAUUUCGUCCUCAACUCCGGCCCGGCCGCGCAGGUCAUGAUGGGCGCUCAGGCCGAAUGGGAUGGGCGUGUCGUGGAGACAGUGACAGGGAUAGGGUCGGAUCGGGUCUUGCCGAAUAGAGACAAGGAUGUCGAGGAUCUGGCGCAGUGUCCUAAAGAUAUUUAA
This is a messenger RNA of Capronia epimyces CBS 606.96, 1743 nucleotides long. RefSeq lists its product as uncharacterized. Gene Ontology annotation, biological process: nucleobase transport; transmembrane transport. Gene Ontology annotation, cellular component: plasma membrane. Bases 1 to 1743 code for a protein of 580 amino acids. Lineage: Eukaryota; Fungi; Ascomycota; Eurotiomycetes; Chaetothyriales; Herpotrichiellaceae. The record is from RefSeq and is a predicted model, not a curated record. Gene Ontology annotation, molecular function: nucleobase transmembrane transporter activity. The transcript has 3 exons.